AUGCUCCGGACAACAGCUUGCUUGGCAGUACUUUGGAGAUGUGCCACAGCCAUUUUGAAUGACGACUGCACCUCCUGGAAGGCAGACGCCUAUCGAUGGCAGGAGGCUGCAGGCCUUACGAUCCCGUAUGUCGAUGCGGGCAUCGACGAGAAACACAGCCCGUUCAUCGUGCUCAAUGCCACACAUGCCAAGGUCGUGGUGGGCAAAGGAGCCGUGACCGGGGAUCCGAACGACCUGGUCCAUCCGAUGGUGGAUGAUCCCGACGUCAUCCACUUCAUCCAGCUCAUUUGGGUGGAAGACCAAUCUGGCAAUCUGGUCUCGAUGCGUCAUUUGUCUCCCGCAGAGCCAGCUCCCGCCACGAUGUACUUCGAGAUCCCGACGGGGACGACAAGCCUUCGAGCCUUCGAGCUCUGCAAUCUGCAUGGCCUCUACCGCAGUCCCGCCGUGUCCGUCGCCUCCGGACAGACCUCCGCCUCCGCCCCUGCUGCCUGCUCUGUACAACAGUGCACAGAAGGGACAUCGGUCUCCAACUGCCAGGCCUUUGCUGGCGAGCUGAUGCGAAGAGAGGACUAUCAGCCCAAGACGGACCCCACAGGCAAGCACACGCCUUUCCUGAUGGUGAACGGUACGACUGCAACCAUCGUGGUCGGUGUCGGCGGCACCCCAGGAAACGAAGGCGGCUUGGUUCACCCCAUGACUCCGUCGGAGGACAAAGACUUCGCUCACUGGAUUUCACACAUCUACGCAGUGGACGACUUGGGGAAUUUGGUGGCGAUGUGUGAGCUUUUGCCAACAGACCCAGUUCCCGCGUCCUGCACUUUCCAGGUGCCCGAGAACAUCCCGUUUCUGAGGCCCUAUGAGUUCUGCAACGUGCACGGGUUGUACAUCGGCGACCUCGUGCAGGUGUCCAGCGCGAAUGCCAGCGCUGAGCGGAAUUGCAUCAAGAGGGAAUGCACGGCUAGCCAACCAUCCCUCGGCGCUGAGCCCUUGCGCAGCAAAGCCGUGGAUGCUCUGCUUCAACAGCAGCAAGACACUGCAAACAGGAUCAGUUCCAUCAACAUGUGCUUGCAGCACAAAGCACUCUACUAUGUUGCCAAGAGCGUCAUCGAUGAGGAUUUGCAGGCAGACAUUGACCGCCUCACCGAAGAAGGCGACGCAGAGAGCGAUAUCGCACGCCGCAUCAACACCUUUCCGGAAUUGUUUGCCAAGCUCAACGCUUUGGGCGGGAGAUGGGCAGCACGUGACGUCGUUAUCGAGCACACGCUCCAGGAUGCCAACGGAACCCAGCCCAGCUUGCGGCUGGACCUCAUCAAUGAGGCGGAGACGCGAUUCAAGCAGACGGUCCUCGGACGAGGCAACGAGACUUUUGCCGAGGGAAUCAACCAGCCCAUUGUGGAUGUUUCAAAGGACCUGCUGAUCAUCGACGCGACCUUCGGGAUGGACUGGGGUUAUACGACCUACAGAGCACUAGGCCCACACUAUACCAUCUUCUACUCACUCGACUUUGUCCAGCAGUAUGUCAACGUAUCAUUGUGCUGCAAAACGCUUGGCUGGAUGGGCAUGGGCUGGCUCGAUCCAGCACGCGAAGGUGGCCCACUCAUGCAGGACACGGACAUGGUCGUUGCUUAUGUCAAGGAUGGCCAAGCAGGGAUUGAGGAUCGCUUCGCCCGCUGGAUUGAAGAACCGCUCAAGGACGAGCUGCUGCAAGGACAGCGAUCCGACGACUUGGGGAAUCCGUUGAACGGUGCCAACGAUCUUGAGCUCGUUCCAGGAGUGUUGGGCACAUCUGGAAAAGAGUGGUGCCCUGAUGAUGCGUGCAAUCCGGGAUUCAGCCUGGUGCAAUUCCGACGGAAGUUUAUGACGGAAGACGUCUCUGAUAUCGUUCUACCAGUCAAGGCCUCCAAGAUCGGGAUCAUCUUCUCUUUCGCCAAGACCGAUCCUUUCGAGAGCUACUUGGAGCAGCAUCUGCCGACCUCCACCGGAUAUAUUGACAUUGCCUGGAAUUUGGUCUGCGACCCGGGCCUCUACUUCGACAUCACGGUCACGGAGUGCAAGCCUUGUGAGAAGGGCUUCUUCCGACCUGCCAACACCUCGGUGUUUACCUGCCUCAGGGCACCGCCGGGGACCUUCCAGAAUGAGACGGGGCAGGCAAGCGCCAAGCCGUGUAAGCGGGGCUUCACGACUUUCACUGCGGGAGCCACGCAGGAGUUCGCUUGCGUUUGCCCGGGUCCUUCUCUCACAGUACCCAGUGGGAGGUACCACGUUGAUAUCUGCGGAGGUACUCCCAGAACAGAUGCCCGGGGCGCUCUGAGGGCUUGUGCUCAGCUCGGGGAUUGCGUCGAAUGCCCAGAAGGCAUGAUCUGCGAGGGCGCCAGAGACGUCGCGAAUGCAUCGGAGCCAGCUGUGAGAGAACGCGUCGCAGCAUUCUGCUCUUCGUACGCCUUCGCUGACACGGAGGCCUGCACCUCCAGAGUGUACUGCGAGGCCAAUCUCGAGGACGCAGCUUGCGACCACGCACCGCCGAAGCUGCUUCCAGGCUACUGGUCCAGCCCAGACGACCCAUUGUCAGUGUACACCUGUGCGAGCGAGUUCCAUUGUCGUGGUGGCCCGCCGGGUGAGGUCUGCGCAAGUGGGCGUCGGGAUGUCGCCUGCGGCCUUUGCAAGGUCAACUACCACGGCGGCGACCAAGGAACCUGCAUCCCAUGCGAAUCUACGGACAUGGUGCCCGGGAUUCUCGCCUUGACUGCAUGCGUCCUCGUGGCCAUCGCUGUGUCCAUCAGAAUGCGAUCACACCUUACGAAGAAUUCCAAAGCGGUGCUGUCCUUGGGGAUCAUCCUCUCUCAAGCGGGAGUCUUGGUACAGACACUUGGCGUCUUCUCAGACCUGACCAUGGUUUGGGAAGAGCCUGUGAAGACCCUCCUGGAGCUGAUGCAGCUGGUGAACCUGGACCUUUCCAUCCUCAGAAUCCAAUGCAUGGUGGGGAACGAGGACCCGGCGCUCUCCGUGCUGAUGAUUCUGCUUACGCUACCGCUGCUCUGCAUGCUCGGCGGUCUCAUGGGCUGGAUGCUGUCCCGCUACAAGGGCGAGUCCUUCAGCUGGCCACGCUAUCUGAAUGUGGUGGGACUCUUGGUGAUGUUUGGCUACCUCGCUGUGUGCAUGGCCUUGUCUCGCCCGAUCCACUGCGUGUCGAACCCCAACGGCACCCAGAGCAUGAAAUCUUUCCCUGCCCAAGUUUGCUGGACAGAUUCUCACACACCGGCAGCGAUUGAAGCGAUUGUCGGAUUGACGGUUUUUGGAUUGGGCUUUCUUGCCUACAUCAUGCAGGUGGUUUGGCGAUAUCCAUCUCUGGUGGACACUGGCCACGGGUUGAAGCUGUUGACACAGUAUCACUUCUUGUUCAACCGCUUUGGGAGCCACGCCUACUAUUGGGGUCCUUACUUCAUACUGCAAAAGCUCCUUGUGGCGAUUGUGCCGAUCGUUUUUGCAGACAGCGCCAUCGUGCAGAUCAUGCUUCUGUCCCUGCUGAUGGUGAUAUACUUAGCGACGUGCUGCCACGUCAAGCCAUGGGCAACAGUCCUGGCCAAUCUGGCGGACGUCUUCCUGAACAUGGGGCUGAUGCUGAUGCUACUGAUAGCUGCCUUCCUUUCAGAUUCUGCCGGCCGCGACAGCAGGAGCAGGCUGAGCGUGAUCCUCGUCAUCAUGCUCCUGAAAAUCUGCCUUGGCAUCUCCUCCUUGGCGGGCUACGCAGUGUACCAGAAGCUCUUCCCGGGCAAGAUGUACGACUACUUCCUCUGCCAUCACAAAGCAGGUGCAGGAACACUUUGCCGAUGGUUGAAGACUGAGAUGCUGAAACAGUCAAAAAACAGAGCAAAGGUCUUCCUGGACUCUGAUGAACUUGAGGGAUUGGCAGACAUCGGUGACAUUGUCAAAAGUCAGACUGGCACACUGGUCAUUGUUGCGACGAAAUCCGUGCUGUCCCGACCCUGGUGUGCCGUGGAAAUCACCAGCGGGGUCAACAACAAGAUCGACAUUGUGAUGGUAGAGUGCAACAACUUCAGCCACUACGACGAGGAAGGCUUUAGGGCCUUGCGUGAAGGCUGGGGCAGUGCCGACAUCAUGAUAUUCGCGCAGAACGCAAUCGAUCCCGGAGUGGUGGAGGAGUGCUAUCGGCGACUACAGUCUGUGACCAGGAUACCUUUCGAUGCCAACGGGACCCUGCGAAAGCACCAAGAAGCUGUGGCCACCAUCUUGAAGCACAAUCUCCCAAAGGCGGACGAGGAGGCCGACAAGCAGGCCGAUAUCGUCAUCCUCGGUGCUGUGAGCAGCUCCGAAGGCAAAUUCACUUGCCAGGUUUUGGCUGAGAAUGUCAUCCACCGGACUACAAGAAAUGCAGUGUUGGUGUGCAGUCCAGAAGAUGCGGUUCAAGCCAGUGCGACAGCACAGUACAUGUUGGUGGUGUUGAGCGGCGGGAUCCUGCAGGAUGAGACAUUCCUGGCCAUGCUCGAGGCUGUGGACACCGCUUUCACCGACCAACUGGAGAUUGUGAGCGCUAUUGCGGACCAGAGCUUUGAGUUCCCCUCCGCGAACUAUUUCCAGGCGCUCGUGGACAAGGGCUCGAAGAACCUGGAGCAGUCAGUCCGACGAGUGGUAAACAUCCUGGCCCUGCCAUUUAGCCCACAAGUCUCGAGCAAGGUGCUCAGUGCACAGGCAGAUGAGCUUUGCCGGCGAUUCCGCUUCAAGGACGAAUCCGUCAGAAGAACCAGCCUACUUCAACAUCCUGUGGUCCCGCAUGUGCGUCAAGACGCGCACGCGGCGGAGAAGAAAGAGGAGGCUCCAGAGGUUCCAGCGACCACACUGAAGGACGCCUACGGCAUUGUCGUGUCAGACCAUGUUUUGACGAUGGACAUGUGA
Messenger RNA from Symbiodinium sp. CCMP2592, 4911 nucleotides. The record is from the annotation of a GenBank genome assembly. Lineage: Eukaryota; Dinophyceae; Suessiales; Symbiodiniaceae.